This is a messenger RNA of Entrophospora candida, 268 nucleotides long. The record is from the annotation of a GenBank genome assembly. NCBI's taxonomy places the organism in Eukaryota, Fungi, Glomeromycota, Glomeromycetes, Entrophosporales, Entrophosporaceae.
AUGUUGGGAUGCUAAUCCAAAAAAUAGACCUGAUGCUAAUGAAAUAGGAAAAUUCUUUGAAAAAUAUCAUUAUAAUCCUUCUAGAAAAGAGGAGGAGAGUAUUGAAUUAGCAGAAGAUAAAUUAUUAGAAAUUAUUAUUGCAGAAUAUUAUUUGUCAGAUGAAAAGGACUACAAACAUCAUUCAGAAUCAGUCUAUACAAGUCGUUCACUAAAUGAGUUAAUUCAACAAACUAAAUCAUCAAAUUUUUUGUCAAUGGAACCAGUUUAG